AUGGGUCAACUGUGGGGACUUGGACCACCUAAAGAUACAAAACUCGAUCCUCCGAAAGAUACUCCUUUCACUUCAGAGCAACUUUCUCAGGCAGGUUUUACUGGCUCAGAUGAAAAUACAGCGAUUUAUGUUGCCGUGAAGGGGACGGUAUUCGAUGUGUCUUCCAAGCGGGAAUUGUACGGCCCCGGAGGCGCUUACAGUGUUUUUGCUGGAAAGGAUGCAUCUAGGGCCUUGGGCAAGAGCUCGACGGAUCCCCAAGACGUAGUUGCUGAUGUUAGUACAUUGGACGAAUCUCAACUAGAGGUCCUUGAUAAAUGGUACACUUUCUUUUCGGAAAGAUAUAAUAUUGUCGGAAAGGUUGUGUAA
Messenger RNA from Paraglomus occultum, 366 nucleotides. Lineage: Eukaryota; Fungi; Glomeromycota; Glomeromycetes; Paraglomerales; Paraglomeraceae. The record is from the annotation of a GenBank genome assembly.